Molecule: messenger RNA, 1832 nt
Organism: Cheilinus undulatus (humphead wrasse)
Lineage: Eukaryota; Metazoa; Chordata; Actinopteri; Labriformes; Labridae
Gene: ppm1ka
Product: protein phosphatase, Mg2+/Mn2+ dependent 1Ka
Exons: 9
Coding region: 188-1327 (379 amino acids)
Biological process (GO): protein dephosphorylation
Molecular function (GO): protein serine/threonine phosphatase activity; cation binding
Source: RefSeq, a predicted model, not a curated record
UCUGGCCGAGCCCCCGUUAUCAACAAGAGCAGCGCGAGGCCGACUGACACCUCAAGGCAGCUGCUGGAGCACUGGACACCUGUUACCAAGGAGACACGACCGGCGGGAAGAAGAUCAGAGGAAAGAAGACAGAAGAAGAAACUUGCAGCCCGUCCAGGUGUUUCCUUCACAGCUGUAACAGUCAGCCAUGUCGUCUACAGUGCUGUUCAACCUGCUGCGAGUCGGUCGCUCCUCCGUCACCAGACAAACCUUCCUCAGUGCUCGCUGCUCAGCAGAGACCUCUACAGCUCCUGCACAGGUGGGCGGGGCUUUAUUUGGCGUGGUUGGUGUGCGUCAUGCCAGUGGGUCAGUGCGCUUCGACAGCGACGGCAGUGGCCGCCCAGUCACCUGGGACUCCUUCGGCAUCUGGGGUAACAGAAUAGAAGAACCAAUCCUGCUGCCGUCCAGUAUCAAAUAUGGGAAACCCAUUCCACAGGUGAGUUUGUCUCGUGUCGGCAGUGCGUCCGUUUUGGGUCUCAGAAAGCAAAACGAGGACCGCCUACGUAUCGCACGCAUUCAUGACAACCUGCUGUACUUUGCUGUGUUUGACGGGCAUGGCGGCCCGCAUGCCGCCGACUACUGCUACACCUUCAUGGAGAAGUUUAUCAGAGAUGCUCUGGAGGACGAGGACGAUCUGGAGAAAGUUUUAAAGAAAGCUUUUUUGGAUGUUGACUCUGCAUUAUACACACAUCUCAGCUACUUUAACAACGCCUCCUUCCUGACAGCCGGAACCACAGCGACAGUCGCGAUGCUCCGUGACGGUGUAGAGCUGGUGGUCGGUAGUGUUGGUGACAGUCCGGCAAUGCUGUGCAGGAAAGGCCAAGCUGCAAAACUCACAAAAGACCACACACCGGACCGCAAAGAUGAGAGGAAACGGAUUCAGAAGUUUGGCGGCUUUGUGACGUGGAACAGCGUCGGUCAGGCUAAUGUGAACGGACGUCUCGCCAUGACUCGCAGCAUUGGAGACUUCCACCUGAAAACCAACGGAGUCAUCGCCGAGCCAGACACGCGGAGACUUACGGUCCAGCACACCAGUGACUCCUUCCUGGCUCUGACCACGGACGGCAUAAACUUCCUGCUGAGUGACCAGGAGAUCUGCGAUGUCAUAAACCAGUGCCAAGACCCCACGGAGGCAGCAGAAGUCAUUGCUGAGCAGGCGUUGCAGUACGGCUCAGAGGACAACUCCACCAUCAUCAUCGUCCCUCUCGGAGCGUGGGGGAAACAUCAGAGCUCCAACGCCGUCUACAGCAUGAGCAGGAACUUCUCCUCCAGCGGGAGAUGGGCGUAAUCAAGGGCACACAAACAUAGAAAUAUAACAGCUCCAUAUCAGUUUACAGUAUCACAUACAACUUUGACUGAAAGAAUACAAUCCUUUAAUGUCUUUACCAAACUCCAUGGUAAAGACAUACAUACUCCUGUGUCCGAAACCACGCACUCAUUCCCUACUCCCUAUCCACUCUAUAGUGAUCAGCAUAUAGUGGACUAUAUAGUGGACUUUACUGCAAAACACAAAAAUGAUUUCUGACACUACUCUGGCCAUGGGAAAUGACGUCAUCACCAUCUCACAAUUAAAAUGUUUAGCAACAACGUCUAGUAAAUUUCCAGGCUGAGGAUCGAAAUUAACGGUAGAAUUUCACUGAAAACCAAUACUAAACAUCAUGUAUUUUCACUAAAAAUAAAAAUACUAAUAGAUAAAAAAGCUUGUGUCUUAAGUGGAAAAAUAGUCUACAUUUUUGUGUUUACUGUAACUUAUUUUUGCUUUCUUAUAAAGAUGAUGGUCUCAUGUCUUCCUC